ACUUGCAGUAAACUACCUGACCGCGAGUCAUAGCGCUGGCAUUCACAACCACACUGACUGACUUGUCUUGAACCAACACGGAGCAGGAUUCACGGUUCACGACUCAAACUUCUUUUCACGUGGAUAGUCGAGUAAGACAAUUCAAGUGGAACUUUAUUUUAGUUUUUGAAGCCUACUCUGGGCGCUAGGGAGAGAGCGGCUGUGUUGGAGCUCUACAAGGCAGAGAGAGAGAAGGGGGUAGAAUAAGGGUGGGAGGUCAGUUGGUGGAGUCGAGGUAGGAACACGGGAGAAUGGAGGUGCAGGUGCCAGGAAUGCAGAGGUCCCAGGUAGACCCUGAGGAACUUUUCACCAAGUUGGAGCGAAUCGGUAAAGGAUCAUUUGGUGAGGUCUUCAAAGGCAUCGAUAAUCGCACCCAGAGUGUAGUAGCCAUUAAGACGAUAGAUCUGGAAGAGGCUGAAGAUGAGAUUGAAGAUAUACAACAGGAGAUCACUGUACUGAGUCAAUGUGACAGUCCCUAUGUCACCAAGUACUAUGGGUCAUACCUAAAGGGCAGUAAACUAUGGAUCAUCAUGGAGUAUCUAGGUGGGGGUUCAGCUCUGGACUUGUUGCGUGCAGGUCCGUUUGAUGAGUGCCAGAUUGCCACCAUGCUGAAGGAGAUUCUGAAGGGUCUGGAUUAUCUCCACUCAGAGAAGAAGAUACACCGAGAUAUCAAAGCUGCCAAUGUCCUUCUCUCUGAGCACGGGGAGGUGAAGCUAGCAGACUUUGGAGUGGCUGGACAGCUGACAGACACACAGAUAAAGAGGGAGACAUUUGUAGGGACACCAUUCUGGAUGGCACCGGAAGUCAUACAACAGUCUGCUUACGAUCAAAAGGCUGAUAUCUGGUCUUUAGGUAUAACAGCGAUAGAGCUAGCUAAAGGAGAGCCUCCAAACAGUGACAUACACCCUAUGAGAGUUCUCUUCCUGAUCCCGAAGAGCAGUCCCCCCUCCCUCGGGGGAGAUUUCUCCAAGAGCUUCAAGGAGUUCACUGACUCCUGUCUCAAUAAGGAUCCAGUCUUCAGACCCUCAGCCGGAGAGUUGUUGAAACAUAAGUUCAUAGUAAAGAACUGCAAGAAGACUUCCUACCUGACUGAACUGAUAGACAGGUUUCAGAGAUGGAAGACUGAAGAACACAGUGAUGACGACUCUAGCUCAGACGACGAUGGUGAGUCCAGUAACAAGGAGAACAGCCCGUCACAGCCCGAGUGGUCGUUCACCACCGUACGGAAGAAAGAUAAGGACGUCAGGAAGGUGCUCAGUGGAGCGGACCAAGACCAGGACCAGGAGCAGCACUUGAAGUCCAUCAGUAAAGCCACAGUCUUCUCUGAGCUGAGGUUUGAUCACCGGGACGGUGCCGAACAGAGGCAUGCUAUAGAGGAGUUGGAGAGAAACAUCCAGCUGGCUGAAGACGUCUGUCCUGGAGUCACAGACAAGAUGGUCGCCAGGAUCAUAGCACGCUUCCAGAAUUUCACUCCAACAUAAAGGAGAAGAGAUGGAAGGAGAGAGAGAUUGGAGGUAGAUUCCAGCUAAACGAAAGAGGGAA
Messenger RNA from Coregonus clupeaformis (lake whitefish), 1581 nucleotides. RefSeq names its product serine/threonine-protein kinase 26. The transcript is spliced from 13 exons. NCBI's taxonomy places the organism in Eukaryota, Metazoa, Chordata, Actinopteri, Salmoniformes, Salmonidae. Gene Ontology annotation, biological process: protein phosphorylation. The coding region runs from base 291 to 1520 and encodes 409 amino acids. The record is from RefSeq and is a predicted model, not a curated record. Gene Ontology annotation, molecular function: ATP binding; protein kinase activity.